Messenger RNA from Aspergillus alliaceus, 1179 nucleotides. RefSeq lists its product as uncharacterized. The record is from RefSeq and is a predicted model, not a curated record. Bases 154 to 1017 code for a protein of 287 amino acids. NCBI's taxonomy places the organism in Eukaryota, Fungi, Ascomycota, Eurotiomycetes, Eurotiales, Aspergillaceae. The transcript has a single exon.
CGCAGCGAGCUCCAAGCCGCACUUGAACAUCUCGCGGAGAGUGUUCUCCGACAAAAGGAUGAGAGCUCGCCCUAGGAGACAAAACAAGCAUGGAGUAAAUUGCAUCAGACUGUGACAGCUCGGUCUGAAAAGAUUCAGAGGGGAGCUGAUUUUAUGGGUGAGACCCUAACUUUGACAUCGGAGGCUCUAAAUGAUAUUGGAGCAGUGACUGGCAAUAUCGAUGUUCGUAUUGCUGGGACGCUCACGAAUAAAAUAGGUGCCAUCAGCGGACUUGUGGGUAAGACCAUCAACAAGAGUAACCAGGAACAAGAAAAAACAAAGCAGGCUACUCCAGAUACCGAAAGGAUACCCGUGAGUCAGCCUUUUCCAUAUCUGUCAGUCAGUGGAGGAAAAAGGAGACUGGGUAAUGCCUUCUCGACUGGCCGCCGGUAUGUUGAAGGUUACGUUGGCAAAAUUAAAUCCCCAAGUACAAGCAGCAAGAAACAGUCCGACCAAGGGAGUGAAGCCAUUGAUCUGGAAGUCAGAAGCAUAAGUACAGCUACCACCGAUGACCUGAUGAUCUGUCAAGGAGGAACACCUGGGUCCAGCGACAUGGCCACUGAAUACUCACGCGAGGCUUUGACAGAGACAUGGGUGCGCAGUGAGGCCGUUAUACUCAGUCCAGUAUCGACAAUAUCGGACAUACAAGAAGCAAGAAGCAGCCUCAGUUCUACGGAAGAUUCUAACAGGCGUCCGCCUCCGCCGCCUCCUCCUAAAACGAGAUGGCAGUCCACUACUGAAUUCUCCUUGCCACCGCAUGUGGGAAUUGGCACUCCACAAAGCAGUAGUGGAGAGAGGUGGAAUGCUAUAAUAACAGUUAAUGCCUCACAGAUCAGCUAUAGAGCUCAAGCACCGGCAGUCCCGAGACGAAAUGGAAAUAUCCGGCAGAUUGCCAGUACUUUCGAAAAGAACGGUUCUCUCAGUCACAUUGGCCGAGGCCGACCUUUGCCUAUUACUCCUUCUAAAGAGAGGUCUUAGUACUGACUUCGACUCAACUAUGCGGAAAAAACUUAUUAUGUUUUGGUAUUCUUCUUCUUAUACAUUUACACACUUUUAGCGUAUUAAAAGAACUGCUUACUCUACAUUUUAUACCAUGAAAAUCCCCCAGCGCAUUCAGAUAGAAGGACGACCUAUACAAGG